Messenger RNA from Colletotrichum godetiae, 2077 nucleotides. RefSeq lists its product as uncharacterized. Gene Ontology annotation, molecular function: zinc ion binding. The record is from RefSeq and is a predicted model, not a curated record. The coding region runs from base 276 to 1841 and encodes 521 amino acids. Lineage: Eukaryota; Fungi; Ascomycota; Sordariomycetes; Glomerellales; Glomerellaceae. The transcript has a single exon.
CUCAAACCCCCCUCGAGACUUACCAAACAUCGAUAAACUGCGACUUGAAAUUGCAGACGCUUCAGCCUAUUGAGAAGUGAACAACGACAAAAGUAAACUCGACAUUUCAAAGUCCUUUGAUCACAAACAAAGUAAACAAACAAAAAAAAGUUUCGAGAUUGGCCGGUACCUACCUGAAUAUGACAUCACCCUCCCGAAGCACCUACCGCCCCUGAAACUAAAGCUUCCCCGACAACCACGGACCAACGUCCUCUCUCCCUCCGGACAAAACGCACAUGGUCCGCCGCCUCCCGUGGACGCAUCCACACCUUAAAUUCGGCCACGCCGCCGAAAGCGAAAGCAAAGACAAAUCACGGACGUGGGCUACCUUUACAGCCCUCGCAACCGCAACCACUCCCAUCAGGAACACCAUUGACGACACCGGAACCCGCGAUAUCAGCAGCUACUUCACAAAGACGACGAAAAUGGUCUACCGUACCCCGCGCAGCGGCGGCGGCCGACGGCUUAUGUACAACAGCGGCAGCGGCAGCGGCGGUGGUGGCGGUGGCAGCAGCAGAAAGACGACGCCCUAUACACCCAACGCCGGCGGCGGCAGGACAUCCUCCCCCUCGCCCCCUCCCUCGCAAAAGAAGCGCCUCGACGGUCUGUUCCUCGAAGGGAACUGGUACUGCAAUUGCCAACCGCGUCAAUCCGCCAAAUUCCUACAAGUCAGCAAGAAGACGGCCAACAGGGGCCGGUGGUUCUACACGUGCGAAAAGAGGCGCGGCGGCUGCAAUUUCUUCCUAUGGGCCGAGGACGCGGAAAAUAGGGCCGGGGCGGCGACCAUGACGUUGCCGCCCAUGCCGCAGGACGGUGCCGCUGCCGGUAAUGCUGCUGCUACGCCUCGAGGAACGACUGCUCAGAGUCCGGGUUUGACGCCGCGUACGGCUUCCACCAUCAAGCCUGCUAUGAGAACAGCUCCUUCAACGGCAAUGGAGCCGCCUCCGUCGCCCACGGCGCAACGAAGCGCCGCGAAGCAAAAGUUCAUGGAUACAUAUUUCAAGAACCGACCUGUCCAGGUACCCGAGGAAGAACCAAACGAUCUAAUGGUCACAGACGAGGAAGCCGAGCUCACCACCCCCGCGCAGAGAAAAAGGAAAAGAGUCCUCUUCGACUUUGACUCUGACGACGGCGAGGGGCAGGGGCAGGGAGCUGGUGCCGAUGAUUACGGCCUAGACGACGUUUCCUCGGACGAGGAGAGGGCCAUGACGGAAGCCAUGGAACGCAGCGCCAAGAAGCUUCGCAACGAUGGUGGCGGUCUGCCUUCCACCCCCGCCGCGCAGCGUACGAUCCAGGACGGCGCGCUGCCUACGCCGCAGACCGUCAGCCGAACCCUCUUCCCCGACGCGAAGCGCCGCAAAGUCGACGAGGGUGUCGGCGAGAUCUCACCCGGCAAUGUAUCCUUCUCGACGAGCACGUCGUCAGCUACACUCGGUCGCUCAACAGCGGCAGCGGGACCGGGGCCCGCCUCCUCGCCACCGACCUCGACGCCCCAAGAAGAGCAACUCGAUCCAACAGAGGAAGUCAUGGCCCUACUCCGCGACCAACAAAAAGGCGGCGGCGGAGGCGGCAUAGACGACGCCACCGCGCGCGCUGUCAAAGCCGUGCUGGGCCGGUUCGCGAUGAAGGCGAAAGGCCUGGCACGGGGCCGGGACACGGUACGGACGGCGCUCAAGGCCAAGGACGAGAAGAUUGCGGAGCUGCAGGAGCGGGUUGCGAGUCUCGAGGCCAGGGCGAGAACGCAGAGGGAGCAGAUUGCGGAUUUCAAGGCUGGUAUGAUGGACUUGUACUCGAAGCACUGAAAACCUCGACAAGCCCGCAUCGGUUUGCUUUUCCCUUUGGGAUAUUGUUUUGGUGUUGUUGUCAUUACUGGGAAAAGGUUGGUCGCGGAGGAAAGGAGGAGAGACCUCGGAUGAAACUCGGAUACAGUGAGCCGGCCAGACCAGCCAGCCACUUCAUGAAAUGCGGGCUCCCAUGGUCUUUUGUUGGAUGAAGAAGGUAUUUUGAUGGAUGGAGUUUGGAAUUGAGGAUACCCCCC